Molecule: messenger RNA, 9329 nt
Organism: Metopolophium dirhodum (rose-grain aphid)
Lineage: Eukaryota; Metazoa; Arthropoda; Insecta; Hemiptera; Aphididae
Gene: eag
Product: potassium voltage-gated channel protein eag
Exons: 10
Coding region: 3250-6159 (969 amino acids)
Biological process (GO): potassium ion transmembrane transport; regulation of membrane potential
Cellular component (GO): membrane
Molecular function (GO): voltage-gated potassium channel activity
Source: RefSeq, a predicted model, not a curated record
ACAUUCGUCAGUAUUGUAAUUAUUACGUUUUUAGUACUAACUUAUCAUUUUCCUUUUUUUUUUUAUACUUAUGAAUAUUAUAAAUUAAGAUUAUUUCCUUAAAUCACCGAAUAAACAAUACUUAAUAAAUGUUAAAUUCUUAUUUCUGUUUUAAAAAAAACGGAUCGUAUCAAUAGUUUCACAAAUACCGAAUUGAUAAUUAUUUUAAUAUUAUGUAAUAAUUAUACGUAAUGAAUCGGUUAUAUUACUUGCCGAAAAACCAUUCAUAAUAUGCACAUUACGCACAACGCUGCGCUGCAGAGUUGAAUAUUUAUGUCGGAUUAUUGUGAUUAUUAUUAUAAUAUGUAAAUGCAAGCUCGCGUUCGUACUGUUAUUUAGUCAGUUUUCAAUGGUUAUAAUCGUAAAAAUAUUAAAAUAUUCACGAGUAAGGCACGCGUUUCAGUUUCGGCUGUAAUAAUUAUUUCGUCCAAACGGUCCUCCAGAAAACAAAUAGACAUAAAUGACGCACCCCUACCCCCAUACAUCUUACCCUAACUGCGUGCGUGUGUGCGUGCGUGCGUGUGCAAAAGGAUUUCAAAUAAAUGCCGUGCCUUUCUCGUACCAGGACCUUUGCCUCUCUACACUGCCUAGUCGACCCCCAUUCCUUCGCCUCCGCCUCCAAACGUUGUAUUUUAUCUACCGUCAGACAAUAAUUGUUAAAGCCCACACUGUUUACGUUAAUGUAUGUACACGUUUUCCGCAAGCGACGGUGUAAGGCUUUCCUCGUACACCAAAACUAGUGUGCAUCAAUUCUGAGUGUGCCAGCCACGUGUAGUACUUAACUUAAGGGUUGGUUAGGAACCCUCUAGAACCUUGGGCUUUGAAAAUUCGAUGAAAAUAACCAAAGUCCUAAUGAUGACUUGAAAACUCCAAGCGUAACCAUUUUCAAAAUUACAGCGAUAAUGACAGCAGAUUCGAAUUUAGACGAGCAGUAACGACGAACACAAUAUGUAUAGUGUUAACUUUAAAUUUAACCGCAUCAAUACAUAAUGUUAUUAUAUUUUUAGUUCAUAAUUUUUGUUCUCCUUCUAAUUAUUUUUAGCUUCAUAUUAUGUAAUCACAGAUUUGUUAAAUACUUUAAAUUUGUAUUGAAAACACACAAAGGAUUUUAUUCCUGAUUAAAUUUUCAAAAGUUUGAACUGUUCUUUUAAUUCAGACAAAUUAUGUCCGAGUUCGUUUGGAUUGGAGUUCAACGUACCCAUCGCAAAAACUUUUAGAUUUUAGUUAAUAACUUCAUAAACGUUUUUCCCGAUCGAACACGAUCUGUCGAACUUUGGUAAGCAAUGCGUGUAAUAAUAUCAGAUAUGUUCACAUGAUUUAUCAUAUAAAAAUCAUACACAUGGACCCAAAGGUUAAAAAAAAAAAUUGCCGACAAUUUGAAAAAGAUAGAAAAUAAUACCUUUAUUAGUAUGCAAAAUGGUUUUUAGAGACAUCUGAGAGUGGCUGCUCGGACCUCAACCCUCGUGAAUGGAUCGGUGGCAGGGUUGAUGAUAUUAUAAGACCCAUUAGUCCACUGGCACCGUAGCAAUUCGGAGUGUAAAAAUCGCACAAUAUGUCCUAUAGUUACAAUAAUAUUAUCCCUUAGUUACAUUUCGAUGCUGUAAUUCUCCAGUCUCAAAACACCCCGUGCGUUGGAAAAUUAAGGUACAUUACCAAACACGAACACACAGCAAUACUGUAUGAUGUAUUAUUAUUACAAUAUUGGGGUUGUUUCCCAGAGUCUACACAUCUGCGUAGUUUCGUAUAGAUUUUUUUCCAUCGCACCCCAAAUCAAUAUUCACUGCAUAUCGCGUAUCUACCUAUGUAUAUUAUUGUAAUAUACUAUACAUUAUAUUAUUAUGUGUGUUCGCCACUCGUUUGUUAUUCGUUUCACGACGACCCGGGACCUUUGCCAGCACCGAAUACCAUAAUAAUAUGAUGAAACGACUUUGAGAAGAGUAUCACUACUCGACCGCUAAGUAAUACUAUUGCCAUUAUUAAUUGGCGAUAAAUACGAGUAUUCGUAUAUUUUAAUGUAUUACUAUCAUACAGUAAAUUAUCAUCCGCGUAAAGAGCAAAACUCCACUCACAAUUAUAAAAAAAAAUACAGACCAGUUGCGUCCGUAGUAUUCGAAUAUGAAAUUUUUUCAUACACUUUCGUUUUACAUUAAAAAUAAUUAGUGUCUGGGUCACCUUCACACCACAGCAUAAAAUAAAAUGUAAUUUUUAAAUUGUAAUAUUUGGUUGAUAUAUAUGUAUACUAGAAACUUCUUUUAAAAACAACUCUUGUACUUGUUUAUUACUUAACAACGAAAAUUCCAUUGUCACAGAUACAAAAUAAUGUUUGUAAUAUUAUUGUUUGAUGUACCGUCUAAAACGAUAAGAUACUUUUGUCUUUUUCAUUCUCUUGAUCCAAUUAGACAAUAACGCUGUUUAAACAAAAAAAAAUAAAAAAAUAAAUAAAUAAUAACAUGAAAUAGUUUUCAUAACAAAUAACGAUAUACGUGUUAAACUCUUAUUAAAAAAAAAAUAAAAAAACGUGAAAUCUUUAAAUCAAUGGGUUUGAUGGAUACCGCCAGAAAUACCCUAACGCGGUUGGCGUCGUCCGCGUUAUGUAUUUUAAAUUCGCCUAUUAUUUUAAUACAAGAAUAUUAUACAAUACCUAUGUUACAAUAUAAUAAUUACAUAUUUCGUCCGUAUAAUUUACGUAUUAUAGUAAUAACGUUUCACCGCUCGUUGGCCUUUUCAAAAAUCCCAAAUACGCCACCGGUAUGCAGCUACAGAGCGUAUAAUAUUAUAAUAUUAUACGGUUGGUUGCAGAAUUUUCGUCGGAUUCCCCGCAGUCUACCAUUUUUGCAGAAAUAUUUUUAUUAUUUAUUAAUAAUGCUCUAACCUAACCUGCACAUUGAAACGAAAUAAUAAUAAUCGUGUGUUACCUACAUAUAGAAUAUUAUAAACAUAAAAACGAAUAUCAUAUACGCCGUUCAAAUAUUAUGUGUUAUAUUAUAUGUGUGUUACGUGUUGUACCUAUUUAUAUCAUAAUAUAUUAUAAUAUUAAAUAUUAUUGUUUUUGUGUCAUUGUCGUUGCAUUGUAAUAUGAAACGCAACGAUUUUCUAGUGUCUGCUAAAAAAUUAACAGAAGUUAUUAUUUGUUUUAAAUAUGUACCAACCCAGAUCUGCCAGAAGGUAUGUUGGCUUUAAGACCAAGCAGAGACACCGUUAUGGCUGCUGAUGCAAAUAGCUCCGAUCAAGAACGAGAGGGAUCUCGUCGUGUUGUUCCUGCUCACGUUCAGGGACAUCACGGCACUGAAACAACCCAUCGAGUCGGAAGACUCCAAAGGCGGAGAUCUGUUAGCAGGCCUAAGCAAGUUCGCCAAGCUGGCCCGGUCCGUGACCAGGAGCAAGACGCUGGUGUCGCAGUUCUCGUCGCAUCCCGUUUCCAUCAAGGACUCUACCAGGCAUGUCCAGUCCCAUUUAGCGCACAUGAUGAGCCUGAACGCGGACGUAAUGCCCCAGUACAGGCAAGAGGCGCCGAAGACGCCGCCGCACAUCCUGCUGCACUACUGCGCGUUCAAGGCCAUCUGGGACUGGGUCAUCCUGUGCCUGACCUUCUACACGGCCAUCAUGGUGCCGUACAACGUGGCGUUCAAGAACAAGACCAGCGAGGACGUGUCCCUGCUGGUGGUCGACUCCAUCGUCGACGUGAUAUUCUUCAUCGACAUCGUGCUCAACUUCCACACCACGUUCGUCGGGCCCGGCGGCGAGGUCGUGUCCGACCCGAAGGUGAUCCGGAUGAACUACCUCCGGUCGUGGUUCGUCAUCGACCUGCUGUCCUGCCUGCCGUACGACGUGUUCAACGCAUUCGACCACGACGAAGAGGGUAUCGGAAGCUUGUUCAGUGCUUUGAAGGUUGUCCGGUUAUUGCGACUGGGCAGGGUCGUUCGAAAACUGGACAGGUAUUUGGAAUACGGAGCUGCAAUGUUGAUACUGCUGCUGUGCUUUUACAUGCUAGUGGCGCAUUGGCUGGCCUGCAUUUGGUAUUCCAUAGGACGGUCCGACGCCGAAAACGGAUACCAAUACUCGUGGCUAUGGAAGCUGGCGAACAUCACGCAGUAUCCGUACUCGUACAUAAUGACGGAACAUGCCAACUCCACCGAGCUAGUGCACGGGCCACCGCGAAAGACCAUGUACGUGACCGCACUGUACUUCACCAUGUCGUGCAUGACCAGCGUCGGUUUCGGGAAUGUCGCCUCGGAGACCGACAACGAGAAAAUUUUCACCAUUUGCAUGAUGGUCAUUGCGUCGCUGUUGUACGCCACGAUUUUCGGUCACGUCACCACCAUCAUACAGCAAAUGACUUCGGCAACGGCUAAGUACCACGACAUGUUAAACAAUGUCAGAGAAUUCAUGAAGUUGCACGAAGUGCCGAAAGCGCUGUCCGAGAGGGUCAUGGACUACGUGGUGUCCACGUGGGCAAUGACCCGGGGCUUGGACACGGAUAAAGUAUUGAAUUAUUGUCCGAAAGACAUGAAAGCGGACAUAUGUGUUCAUCUAAACCGAAAAGUGUUCAACGAGCAUCCGGCGUUCCGGUUGGCCAGCGACGGGUGCUUACGCGCCCUGGCCAUGCACUUUACGAUGAGCCACUCGGCACCCGGUGACCUGCUCUUCCACACCGGCGAGUCCAUCGACUCCCUGUGCUUCAUCGUAACCGGUUCCCUAGAAGUCAUCCAAGACGACGAAGUGGUCGCCAUUUUAGGUAAGGGUGACGUUUUUGGUGAUUCGUUUUGGAAAGACACGGCGCUAGGACAAUCCGCAGCCAACGUCCGUGCCCUGACCUACUGUGACUUGCACACUAUCAAGCGUGACCGGUUGCUGGAAGUAUUGGAUUUCUAUCAGGCGUUUGCGAACUCAUUUUCACGGAAUCUCAUACUGACUUACAACCUCAGGCAUAGGUUAAUAUUCCGGAAAGUGGCGGACGUGCGCCGGGAAAAGGAGUUGGCCGAAAAGCGGAAAAACGAACCGCAGCUGGAUGAACAACGGGACCAACUGGUCAGGAAGAUAUUUACCAAGUUCCGGAAGGACCGAGCUCCCAGUACGGUCCUCGGGAUGCAACAGGGUGCGGCGGCCGCGUCGGGAGCGGCUGCAACAGUGGCGGGUUCCGACGAGGGCAAGUCUGAGGGUGGCACUGGUGACGCUUCGGACGGUGUCGGCGGUGCUCGUCCGAAAGUCCUGCCACUCGUGCUCAGGCAGCAGAGCGAAGACCCGCAACAGGCGUCUUGUUCGUCGACGGGCCUGAGAACAGUGGCGGCGCCCAAAAAAGUGUCGAAAUGGGGUAAAGUUUUGGGCGGUGGUGGGAGUUCCGACUCGGCGGACGUGUCGGUGGUGAGUGCGCAGAGCGCGCCUGCCAAGAUCCGUGACUCGCCGGGCCGGUCGGUCGGAAACGGUCACAAGGUGUUCCCGAAGCUGCAAAAAGUGCCGACCACCGCUACCGAGCCGUUUGCUGGCGUGGGCGGAAGCCAGCGACAGGAAACGAUCGACGAGACGGACGAACGGACCGGUGUCGGUGGCAGCGGCGGCGGUGGUGGUGGGGGUGGUGCACCGGUACCGGAAGAAGAACCCCCAGCACCGGCACACCAGUACCAGGUGACAACUGCGGAUGCGCCGUCGCCGCCACCGCCACCGUGUGCCGCGAUGGUUCUGCCACCGCCACCCGAUCUGGACGUACUGGCCAAGAUCGAGGACCUCCGGUCCGAUCUCCGCGACGAGGUGCGGUCCAUCAACCAGCGACUGACGGCCAUCGAGGACAUGAUGGUCCGGAUAGUCGGGAAGCUGGACGCGCUGGCCGCCGCCUCACCUGCCCCAUCACCGUCGCCUGUCGCGUCGCUGCGGCCGCCGGACACGCCGGAAGCAGGACGCCGGCCUGGGUGCAGGACCAAGAGCACGGACGACCUUAGCUCGCCGGCCACGCCCAAACUCCCGCCGAUGGUCCGGCGGCGGCGGAGCAAGUCCCGGACGCGGUCCUCGUCGUCCGCCCUGCCGCCCAUGCGUCCGUUCAGCCCCAGGGACACGUCGCCGCCGCCGUUUCCCCGGACUGAUUCGCUCAAAAAGCCGUGCCCGCCCCGGCCCAACGACUUCCUGUAAGCACGCUGCACAGGCGGAACACUACUGAUCACUGCAAAAAUACUAUUAUCGCCAUCACAAUAAUUAUUUUACUAUUAUAUGCGAUAACGAUAUUAUUAUUAUUAUUAUUAUUAUUAUUAUUACUUUAAAUCGAUUACGUUUGUACAAUGAUGAUAAGAAUAUAAAUAUAUAUAAUACUAUAUUAUUACAUUAUAGUGUUUUAAAAUCGUGUACGACGUAAGGUGUUUUUUUUUUUGUUUUUGUAAUUUAUUGUUAUGCGUGUGUUUUUUUUUUUUUUUUGAUAAAUUGUUCUCGUUUUAUUGUACGUACACGGAUAACUGGUUAAUAAUAAUUAAAUGAUAAUAACAAAACGAAAAAUAAACUUUCACGGGGAAGAGAGCUGGGUACCGAAAGUCUCGAUGGGAAGCGCAGGAUCAACUAUUACCUAAAUAGUAAUCGCCUAAAAUACGAACAAAUUUCGUACGAUCGAACGAUAUUUUAUGGUCUGUGUGACAUCGUCGAUUACACGUCUGUCACAUUUUUGUUUCGGGUGAACAGCGUUUACUAUAAUAAUAUUACUAUCGAGGUACCCUUUCGAAUAUCUUUUUUUUUCACCAUAUAAGAAUAUUAUAAUCCCGUGACCGUUAUCUCUCCUCCUCGAAGUCCCCCAUGAUGUCAUAGCAGCUUUAGUCCCGUAAGAGAAAUGUUGACUAAACUAAAACGGAGAAAACGACCGUUUACGAUAUCGCGACAUCAUUAUCCCACACCCGGUCAGUUAAUUUUCUAAAUUACCAUAUUAAAAUGUAUUAAAAAGAGAUAAAAAUAAUAUUUUUUCAUUUUAUUUUUCGACCACAGUGUUCCCAUAACGGUUUGGACAACUACUGUUUCUAUAGGUUCGAUCAAAAUUUCUUUGUAAUAAAACAUAUUUUCGAUCAAUAUUAAGAGUACUACAUUCACUAACGAUAAUAUUUGAUCAAUUGUGAAUCUCGACUAAUCUCGGACUAGAGCCGUAAGGGACUUUUGUUUUUGAAUGUGGUGCAUUACAAUUAUUUUAUUUUACUUAAUUUUAUUACGAUAACAAAAUAUUAUAACCUUUUACCAUAUGUCUACUACCAUAUAAUUUAAUUUAACGACUUUUAUCUUAAUUUAGUGCCUUCUUCAGUAUAAGAUCAGAUAAUAUUAUACAAAUAUUUUAUAAGUAAUUUGAUAAACUUCUGGACUAAGGUAUCGUAAUGUCGGUAAUAUUAUAUAUAACGAAAUAAAUUACGUUUGAUUGUGUAGCUUAAAAUUUCAAAUUCAAUAGUGAACGUCAUAUACCGAGUUUCUAUUUUCAAUAAUAUUUAAAAAAGUGUGAGUUAUUUAUAAAUGUUUCGUUAAAGCUGAAAACCAACUUGUUGAUAAAUGCAUCAUAAUAAUAUGUACAAUUAUAUUAUGUUGUAGUCAUGUAAACCAAAACUCUCUACAAUGCACAAUGUUUGAAAAUCUAAUAAAAAAUGUUCACAAUAAAAUAAUAUUCCACUGAAACAAAAAUAAUAACCAAUCGCUCGCAAUGUCUUUUCUGUUUUCACUACAAACCAUGCAAUCGGCGUAAAAAUUUCAAAUGCAUUAUUAAUAAUAACCAAUUUUUUGCGUUGUCUUGUACCGAAAUCUCAAACAAAAUAUUGUUACGAUUUUUUUGUUUUUCGCGCUCAGACUAUCUAACGGGAAGUAUAAUAUAUUGUUUUGCGGCGUACUAAUUAAAAAUUUACGACGUUUCGCGAUUGGCGUUCCGCGCCGAAAGACGGUCUCGUUCGUAUAAAUUGAAAACGAAAAUAAUAAUAAUAUACAGUAAUAUUGUGUUUCUAACUACAGUCACAAUAGCUGUGCACUGAGAUUGGUGAUGAACCACCUAGGUACCCUCAGAUACACUGCUAAUGGACUAUAAUAUUGAUUAUUACAUUGUGGGCUGUGCAAAUUUUGGUCUGUUAUACGCACCGAAUUUUUUAGAGGUAAAAUAACAUUAAUUCACAGAAUCACUGUCGUGUAGGGAUAAUCUGAAAAAGUGCCUUCCGCAUUUAUCCCGUCGCGGGUAAAAAUGAAAAAAAAAAAAUGAAACAAACAAUUACAUAAUAAUAAUAUAUUCUAAUUUAUACCUAUAUAGUAGGUGGUGUAUAAUAAUAAUAAUAAUAAUAAUUGAUAAAUUAAUUUUAGAAGUACAAAAACCAUGUUUUCUUUAAGACUUUUGUGACUUGCAUAUACCUUACAAUUUUGUAGGGUUUUAUUAAUAUUUUAAUUGUUUAUAUUUUGAACAUAAUUUUCUAUCGAUUUUUGGCACAAAAAAUUCUUUCAUCUAUAAAAUGUGACUUUUUAUUAUUAAUACAACAAUAAUUAUUGUAAACCAUUUUCUUAUAGGUAAAUUCAACGCACGUGUAACAUUUUAAUAAUGCACUUUUAUUUUAGUAAAAAAGAUUUUAAAAAAAUCAAAAAAAAAAAAAAAAUUAAAAACUAUAAAUUUACAAAUGUUUUUAAAAUUUUAUUUGAACAUUGCCUUUUGUUGUUGUUGUUAUUGUUGUUUUGUCUUCUUUCUUUCUUUCUUUCUUUAUUUUUUUUUAUAUAAGCAAUAAGUUAAGUUUGAUAAUAUCGACACGUCAUUUAACAUUUUGUUCUUCUCGAUUCAUAUUGUUUAUUUAUUUCGCGUAUAGACUAUUAUACUUGAUUUGUUUACAGAUAUUGUCACUUGUACGAAUAACACUGUGCAGUUCACAUGAUUAAUAUGUAUAUAAUAAUAUAGUACCGUCAGAAUUGUAGUUUUUUUGUUAUUAUUAUUAUUUAUUGAUUAUUUAUUGGUCUUCAAAAAAAAAAAAAAUUCUACAACUUCAUAAUAUAAUAUAGCUCAAAAUAAAAUUUGUAUUUAUUAUUCUUUUUUCGGUUUAAUUAUCAAUACGGUCACUAUAUAUAUUUUAUACACAUAGUUUUUUUUUUUUUAAUUUUUUUUUUACAUUCCUGCACCACGUCGUGCUCAAGUUUAGAUGGUUAAUUUCUAUUCCAAAUCGAAUAUCGCUGCCUUUUACUGGAGUGUUUUGUUAUAUUAUUAUUGUGAUAUUGAUAACGAUAAUUAUAAUGUUGUAGACUGUUUUUUUUCUUGUUUAUGUUUAAAAAGAUAUUUUGUGACUUCCACAUGAUGUAUGAUAUUAUUAUAGUAAUAUUAUGUU